Molecule: messenger RNA, 1213 nt
Organism: Lemur catta (Ring-tailed lemur)
Lineage: Eukaryota; Metazoa; Chordata; Mammalia; Primates; Lemuridae
Gene: MPV17L2
Product: MPV17 mitochondrial inner membrane protein like 2
Exons: 5
Coding region: 71-700 (209 amino acids)
Biological process (GO): mitochondrial ribosome assembly
Cellular component (GO): membrane; cytoplasm
Source: RefSeq, a predicted model, not a curated record
CUCGCCGCUGGUCGGCGCGGCGGUGGCGGAUCGGCGCGCGGUUUCUUGGGUUCCUGGUCUCCCGCUGGCGAUGGCGCCCGGCAGCUUGCGCUGGCUGCGCGGCCUGUGGAUUGCAGGGCAGCCUCUGUUCCAGGGCCGUGCGCUGCUUGUCACCAACACGCUGGGCUGCGGCGCCCUCAUGGCGGCGGGGGACGGCGCGCGUCAGUCUUGGGAGAUCCGCGCCCGGCCUGGCCAGAAGUUCGACCUGCGGCGCUCAGCGAGCAUGUUUGCGGUGGGCUGCAGCAUGGGCCCCUUCCUGCACUACUGGUACCUCUGGCUGGACCGCCUGCUCCCCGCAUCUGGCCUCCAAGGUCUCCCCAACAUCCUCAAGAAGGUCCUCGUGGACCAGCUGGUAGCCUCUCCCAUGCUGGGCGUCUGGUACUUCUUGGGCCUCGGCUGCCUGGAAGGCCAGACGCUGGGCCAGAGCUGCCAGGAGCUGCAGGACAAGUUCUGGGAAUUCUACAAGGCCGACUGGUGCGUGUGGCCCGCCGCGCAGCUGGUGAACUUCCUCUUCGUGCCCCCCCAGUUCCGAGUCACUUACAUCAAUGGCCUGACGCUGGGCUGGGACACAUACCUGUCCUACCUGAAGUACCGGGUGAGCACGAGCCCAGGCCUCCUGACACCCCCAGCCUGCGUGGCCCUGGACACCCGAGGGGACUGAGCUGCCAGUUCCUGGGACCGGAUGCCAGACAGAGCAAGGCUGAGCCCCAGCUAACCACCCCUGCGCCUGCUGGAGAACGGGCUCCUGCAGCAGCCAGGAUCCUGGGCCAUGUCACGGCCCCACUCCAACUCCUGAGCAUCUGGCUGAGUUGUCCCUUCCAAGCUGGGGCUCAGUUUCCCCAUCUGGAAUACAACCACAAAGAUAGAUGACCAUCCCAGCUCUUCUAAGUGGAGCCUCAUGUGACCUGUGACCAAGAUGUCCCAUCUCCAGCAUGGGGCCCCACCCAGCCAGCCAGUCCCAAGCACCAAGCCCUCAAACACCGUUGUGGCUCUGGGCCAAGCAGCCCAAAUGGGGCUUCCUCGGGCCCUGGGACAAAGGCAAGGACGUGGCCCAUCCCCUCAGCACAGGGUCAGGCCUGGAGUCAGCCCCCAAAAGCUUCAGGCAGGACUGAGCAACCUCUAGGUCUUCUCUGGUUGUGGACUGUGGAAAUUCCAUUAAAUUCUCUGUAAUUGA